Medicago truncatula (barrel medic) is the source of this 2994-nucleotide messenger RNA. RefSeq names its product G-type lectin S-receptor-like serine/threonine-protein kinase At1g11300. Bases 225 to 2705 code for a protein of 826 amino acids. Gene Ontology annotation, molecular function: protein serine/threonine kinase activity; ATP binding. The transcript has 7 exons. Gene Ontology annotation, biological process: recognition of pollen; protein phosphorylation. The record is from RefSeq and is a predicted model, not a curated record. Lineage: Eukaryota; Viridiplantae; Streptophyta; Magnoliopsida; Fabales; Fabaceae. Gene Ontology annotation, cellular component: plasma membrane.
GCUUCAUAGGUAAUAAAAUAAUGCAACUUAUGAUUUUUCCAUGUAAUUCCCAUUGCUUAGCACGUUGCUAAAGUCAACUAAUUGCAAACUCAAUAGAGCAUCUCAACGACUCCACAAUUCAACAACUUCUUCCACGUGAAUUUGAUUAGGAACAUGAAACAAAUUACAAAUCUCAUCAAACCAAAUUAAAUCCUAGUAUUCCUCAAAAAACACCAUUUUGUUACAUGUUCAUGGCUUUUCUAAGUCAUAACAAAAACCACUUGUUCAUAACAUUCCUCAUAUUUUGCACAUUUUAUUCAUGUUAUAGUGCUGUCAACGACACUAUUACAUCAUCCAAAUUACUCAAAGACAAUGAAACAAUAACCUCAAACAACACAGACCUCAAGCUAGGAUUUUUCAGCCCAUUAAAUUCGCCCAACCGUUACUUAGGAAUUUGGUACAUCAAUGAGACCAACAACAUAUGGAUUGCAAACAGAGAUCAACCACUCAAAGAUUCAAAUGGAAUUGUCACAAUUCACAAAAAUGGAAAUCUUGUAAUUUUGAACAAACCAAAUGGCAGCAUCAUUUGGUCAACAAACAUUUCAUCUUCAACAAAUUCAACAGCUAAACUUGAUGAUGCAGGGAACUUGAUUCUAAGAGACAUCAAUUCUGGAGCAACAAUCUGGGAUAGUUUCACACACCCUUCAGAUUCAGCUGUUCCAUCGAUGAAAAUUGCAUCUAACAAAGUUACAGGUAAGCAAAUUGCUUUUGUAGCAAGAAAAAGUGACAAUGAUCCUUCUUCGGGACAUUUUACAAUUAGUGUUGAAAGAUUGGAUGUACCAGAAGUUUUCAUUUGGAAAGAUAAAAAAAUUUAUUGGAGAACUGGUCCAUGGAAUGGAAGAGUUUUUCUCGGAACGCCAAGAUUGUCAACCGAAUAUCUAUUUGGUUGGCGUUUAGGUGUCGACGAUGAUGGAACCACUUUUAUAACUUAUAAUUUCGCCGACAAAACUAUGUUUGGAAUUCUCUCAUUGACACCACAUGGGACACUUAAGUUGAUUGAGUAUAAGAAUAAAAAGGAACUUUUUAGACUUGAGGUUGAUCAAAAUGAGUGUGAUUUUUAUGGAAAAUGUGGGCCAUUUGGAAAUUGUGAUAAUUCUAGUGUACCAAUUUGUAGUUGUUUUGAUGGGUUUCAGCCAAAGAAUUCGGUGGAGUGGAGUUUAGGAAAUUGGACUAAUGGUUGUGUGAGAACAGAAGGAUUGAACUUGAAGUGUGAGAUGGUGAAGAAUGGAUCAAAUCUAGUGAAACAAGAUGCAUUUUUGGUGCAUCAUAAUAUGAAACCUCCUGAUUUUAAUGAGAGAUCAGCUGGUAAUCAAGAUAAAUGUGGAACAGAUUGUUUGGCAAAUUGUACUUGUUUGGCAUAUGCAUAUGAUCCUUCUAUAGGUUGUAUGUAUUGGAGUAGCGAGUUAAUUGAUUUGCAGAAAUUUCCUACCGGCGGAGUUGAUCUCUUCAUUCGUGUGCCGGCAGAACUUGUUGCGGUUACUAAAAAGGAAAAAGGGCGUAACAAGAGUGUUUUAAUCAUUGCCAUUGCUGGGGGGAUAGGAGCAUGUACUUUGGCUAUAUGUGCUUAUCUUUUGUGGAGAAAAUGUUCAACCAGGCAUAGAGGAAGUAAGUCUCAAAACUUGAUUAAUAGAGAACAAAACCAAAUGAAAAUAGAUGAGCUACCAGUGUAUGAGUUCGCAAAGCUUGAAGCUGCCACAAACAACUUUCACUUUGGAAAUAUUCUUGGGAAGGGAGGUUUUGGUCCUGUAUACAAGGGAAUAAUGCAAGAUGGCCAAGAAAUUGCCGUGAAAAGACUCUCGAAGUCAUCAGGACAAGGAAUAGAAGAAUUCAUGAACGAAGUAGUAGUGAUUUCUAAACUUCAACAUCGAAAUCUCGUAAGACUUCUAGGUUGUUGUGUUGAAAGAGGAGAGCAAAUGUUGGUUUAUGAGUUCAUGCCAAACAAAAGUUUGGAUGCAUUCCUCUUUGAUCCGCUACAAAAGAAAAACUUAGAUUGGAAAAAGCGGUCAAACAUAAUAGAAGGGAUAGCUCGAGGUAUAAUGUAUCUUCAUAGAGACUCAAGACUAAGGAUUAUACAUAGAGAUUUAAAAGCCAGCAACGUCUUACUUGAUGGCGACAUGAUUCCAAAAAUAUCAGACUUUGGUUUAGCUAGAAUUGUUAAAUUUGGAGAAGAUGAUGAAGCUAACACAAAAAGGGUUGUUGGAACUUAUGGUUAUAUGCCACCUGAAUAUGCAAUGGAGGGGCUUUUCUCAGAGAAAUCAGAUGUCUAUAGUUUCGGAGUUUUAUUGCUAGAGCUUGUUAGUGGACGAAGAAAUAGUAGCUUUUAUCACAGCGAGGAUUCUCUUAGCCUUGUAGGCUUUGCAUGGAAGCUAUGGUUAGAAGAAAACAUUAUAUCUCUAAUAGAUCCAGAGGUUUGGGAUGCAUCUUUUGAGAGUAGCAUGUUAAGGUGCAUACACAUAGGACUUCUUUGUGUGCAAGAACUUCCAAAAGAAAGACCAAGUAUAUCAACCGUAGUUUUGAUGCUUAUAAGUGAGAUCACACAUCUUCCACCUCCUGGUAAAGUUGCAUUUGUUCACAAGCAAAAUUCUCGAAGUACAGAAUCUUCUCAACAAAGUCAUCGAUCUAACUCAAACAACAAUGUAACCAUGAGCGAUGUCACAGGCAGGUAAAUAAUAUGCAUGGGAUCAAUACUACCAUUGUUAACAGGGGGUCCUUGGCACAGGGCCUCAAACUUAAAGAGGCUUCAAAAUUUGGAAAAAAGAAAAUAAAAGAAAAAACACUUGUAACUACGGACAAAAUCCGUCAUAAAAUGUCAUUUUUCUGUAAGUAAAAGUUCAGAAUUCAACUAUUUAAUUUCAACUAUACAUUGUCCAUAGGUAAAUGUCAAUUUGUCUAUGGAUAAAAGUCAUGUUUAAACAAUUGCUUUUAUAUUUAAGUAGAACAUAGAUGUUUGUCAUU